AUGGCGGCCCGGCGCCUCCUCUUCCUCCAAAGUUGCCGCAGCUACUCUACCUCAGCCUCAGCUGAGGACAUGGUCAUCUCGUCCCUCCGCUUCCUCCCCUCCCCUACCAUUACCAAUCCACCUCCAAUCCCUACUAUUCUUCAUUCUACCGACUCUCCUCCUGACCCCCAUCCAGCGCUUACCGCCAUGCUCCUAUCUGCCGCAGAUCGCCUCCGUGGGGUCUUCCUCCGCAAGCCCCCUGGCCGCACUGCGCUACACCAGGCGCUAUCCUCAACAGGCAUUGGCGCUGCCAUGGCGCUCUCACCAGAUGUUCUUGCCAAUGUCGUCAACGCCGGCGAACUCAGUGGUGCCGCCACUGUCACUUUCUUUGAUUGGGCGGUCACUAACUCCAAGCCUCCCCCAUCCGUCCACACCUGCAACAUUGUCAUUAGGGCAUUGGGGAGGAAGAAAUUCUUUGAUUUUCUAGAUGACGCCGUUCAGAUCAUGUGCAGAAACAACAUCUUUCCAGACCUGACCACGCUGGAGAUCAUCAUUGAUAGCCUAGUUGCCGCCAGGCAUGUCAGUAGGGCUGUUGAGGUGCUCAGUACCGACCAAUUUGGAUUUGGGAUUGGGAAAGCUUGCCACAGAAAGGAGGCAUUUACUGUCCUCAUCAGGUGUCUUUGCCGGAGGUCACAUGUUGGUCUUGCUAGCUCACUCUUGCAGGCUGCUCGUAAGGAGUUGCUUGGUCUUGAUAGCGAUGUGUACAAUGAUGUCAUGGGUGGCUGGGCGAGGUUUGGGAGUGUUGAUAAAUUGCAGGAGGUUUGGACAAAGAUGCAGGAGGAUGGGCUAGUUCCAAAUGAGGUUUCACAUUGCCAUCUAAUUGAGGGAUUGGGUAGAGCCGGGCAGACUGAGGACGCACUCAGGGAGUUUGAGAAUAUGGUACAUGGGAGAUAUGGUCCAACUACGAUGGCCUACAAUGCACUUAUUUUCAAUUUUAUUUCAGUUGGGGAUUUGGACAGUUGCAUCAAGUAUUACAAGGAUAUGUUGGAAAAGAACUGUCCCCCAAACAUCGACACGUACUCCAAGAUGAUUAAAGCCUUUUUGAGAGGUCGCAGGGUAGCUGAUGCGCUCCACAUGUUUGAUGACAUGUUGGUCCAAGGAGUUCUGCCAAAUACUGGGAUGAUAACAUCAUUUAUCAAUCCAUUGUGUACAUUUGGACCGCCUCACGCUGCUUUGAUGAUAUACAAAAAGAGUAGGAAGGCUGGUUGUGUGAUAUCCUUGAAAGCUUAUAAGCUUUUGCUAGAAAGGCUCGCUAAAUUUGGGAAGAGUGGAAUUGUUUUGGACAUUUGGGAAGAGAUGCAGGAGUGCGGAUAUCAACCCGAUAAGGAGAUUUACGAGUUUAUUGUAAAUGGGCUUUGCAGUGUGGGUAAGGUUGAUGCUGCUGUGUCUGUGGUAGAGGAAUCACUUCGGAAUGGCUUCUGUCUUGGGAGAGUUGUUUGCAGCAAACUGAACAACAAGCUGUUGGAGAUGGACAAAGUUGAGACCACAUAUAAUUUGUUCAAGAAAGUUGUCCUGCAGCCAACAUCAAGUGGCUUAGCAAUUCAAGUUGAGCAGAACAGGGAUGGAGGAUAUCUAAUCGUCUUCGUUGUCUUCGAUGAUUUGAUUCUUGUUCGAUGGGAAUUGACAGGACAGAUCAUGAGGGUAUUUCAUGCAUUCCACCCUUCAGGUUCAGUGUACAGGCCACUAGCUGGGUAUCCAAAAAUUGGGUUGCCAAACAGGCUAGCCUCUCAGAUCAAUAGCUUCUCGGACCACCAACUCAAGUUUACUAUGUCUGGGAUGGCAUCUGAUGAUGCACCUGCCCAAGUGAGUGUUGAAGGAGAUGUUUCAGAUAAAAAAGUAGAAGAAGUUCAAGACCAGAAUGAAGUGGGUGGGAUGCCCUCACGACAAGAGGAGGAGGCGGUAAUUAAGAAAAAGUAUGGAGGAAUAUUACCCAGAAAGACUCCACUUAUAUCUAAGGACCAUGAACGAGCUUACUUUGAUUCUGCUGAUUGGGCUCUAGGAAAGCAAGGUGGUGUUCCCAACAAACCUAAAGGUCCUCUUGAAGCACUUCGACCGAAGCUUCAGCCUACUCAACAGAAUGCCCGUGCCCGUCGAACUUCUUAUGCAUCUGCGGACAGUGAUGAGACUUUGAACUUGUCUCCUGAGGAUCUGGUCCCGCAAGGAGAACUCGUCGAGGACAAGAACAAAGAAUAA
Molecule: messenger RNA, 2232 nt
Organism: Miscanthus lutarioriparius
Lineage: Eukaryota; Viridiplantae; Streptophyta; Magnoliopsida; Poales; Poaceae
Source: the annotation of a GenBank genome assembly